Morchella importuna is the source of this 963-nucleotide messenger RNA. RefSeq lists its product as uncharacterized. The record is from RefSeq and is a predicted model, not a curated record. The transcript has 4 exons. Lineage: Eukaryota; Fungi; Ascomycota; Pezizomycetes; Pezizales; Morchellaceae. The coding region runs from base 1 to 963 and encodes 320 amino acids.
AUGCUCUCGCGCCUCUCCAUAGUCGCAAACCACCUCAAGCAUACUCACAAAGGGAUGUCUAACUCCGCAGAUCCCUUCAAGCGGCCAAUCCACACGGCCGCCUGUCUAAUAAUUGGCGACGAAGUUCUCAACGGAAAGACAGUCGACACCAACUCCCCCUACUUCGCCCGCUUCUGCUUCGACCUCGGCAUCGAGCUCAAGCGCAUCGAGGUCAUCUCCGAUGACCAAGACCAGAUCGUCGAGGCGGCCCGCCGCAUGAGCGCCAACUACGACUUUGUCGUCACCUCCGGCGGCAUCGGCCCCACCCACGACGACAUAACCUACUCGUCCCUCGCCGCGGCCUUCGGGCUCCCCCUGCGCCUGCACGACGAGACCUUCCGCCGCAUGCGCCUCCUCUCCAAGCACAAGGUGCCCUUCGACUGGGACACGCCCUCGCCGACACGGACAGCGCGCCUGCGCAUGGCGGAGCUGCCGGCCGGCGACAAUGUGCGCAUCGUGUAUGUGAGCGACGACACAUGGGUGCCUGUCGCUAUUAUCAACUACAACAUACAUGUGCUGCCGGGGGUGCCGAGCAUCUUUGCGAGCCAGCUGGAUGGCAUGAAGAAGCUGUUUGAGGAGGAGAAGAGGACCGAGGGGAAGAAGCUCGUCAGGGUGCUGAUUAGCACGGCGCUGCCCGAGAGUGAGGUUGCGGAGUACUUGACGGAGCUGCAGGAGAAGGUGGGGGCGAAGGGGGUCAAGGUGGGGAGUUAUCCGAGAUGGGGGAAGGAUCAUAAUACGGUUACCCUUGUGGGGAAAGACGAGGCCUAUAUCGAGAGCCUGGUCAAGGAGGUGGAAGAGGGCGUUAAAGGCACCAGAAUCACCGUCGAGGGCGAAGACGAGCCAGAGGAGCCCAAAGAGGAGAUCAAAGAUGGGAACAUAGAGCAGGCAAAGGCCGCAGACGUUAAGGACGCCGAGGCAAAGUAG